AAUAUUAAUCGCAAUAGAGCAAUUUUGUUUUAUUUUUAUGAUCAAAAUAGAUUAUUAAGUAAUCAUUUCAUUUAUUCAAGAUAAACAUUCCCAUCACCGCACCCCCAUCACUAUAAUAGUUUCUUCAUCUAGUCGCAAUGCUACCAAAUCAUGAAUAGUUGUUGUUGGCUACUAGUAAAUCAAAUGCCGCGCGCGAAUCAGAAUUUGAUUUGGUCUGUCAAAUUAUUCAACUGUCGGGAGUUUUUUUAUACGAUUUUCGGAGAUUUUUACCAUUGUGACUUAAUUUUCGUAAUAUCUGUGAACGAAGUAGAAACUUUUAACGAAAGCUGAAAAAUGGGCGUUAACACGAUGCUGGUUGCGGUGACCCUCGU
Molecule: messenger RNA, 371 nt
Organism: Acanthoscelides obtectus
Lineage: Eukaryota; Metazoa; Arthropoda; Insecta; Coleoptera; Chrysomelidae
Source: the annotation of a GenBank genome assembly